GAAGCCAUCCCUCCCACAACUUGGGCAAGCUUGGGCAUUAGCUUCUGCGUUGGGCUCUCCGUAGUCGGCGCGGCAUGGGGUAUUUUCACCAGAGACUCCUUAAUCCUCAGCGGUGGCAUCAAGGCACCCCGGGUCAAGACCAAGAACCUGAUGUCCAUCAUCUUUUCCGAAGUCGUGGCCUUCUACGGCUUGAUUAUGUCCAUCAUCUUGUUGGGCAAGAUGAACGCUCUUCGCGGAGAGGCACUCUACUCUGCAGAAUCAUACUCCAUGGGCUUCGACAUUUUCUGGGCUGUUAUCAUUGUGGGCACCUGCAGUCUCAUCUGUGGCGUGUCAGUCGGCAUCAUUGGCACGGAGUUUUGA
Messenger RNA from Truncatella angustata, 360 nucleotides. RefSeq lists its product as uncharacterized. Gene Ontology annotation, biological process: proton transmembrane transport. The transcript is spliced from 2 exons. Lineage: Eukaryota; Fungi; Ascomycota; Sordariomycetes; Amphisphaeriales; Sporocadaceae. Gene Ontology annotation, cellular component: proton-transporting V-type ATPase, V0 domain. The annotation marks the transcript as partial. Gene Ontology annotation, molecular function: proton-transporting ATPase activity, rotational mechanism. The record is from RefSeq and is a predicted model, not a curated record.